GGCCGCGGGUCGGGGCCUGCGCUGGGAGCUGUGAGAAAUAAACAAGGAAGAGUCCCGCUUCCCCAGCGAGGUACGUGCGGGGAUUGGCUCUCUGCUCUGAGUCCAAACAUAAACAGCUGCUUUUCUGUGUGCUUUAAGGAGAUGGCAGUUCAGUGUGCUGCUGAAGGCCACUAGUCUUGCUCCACUUAACUUUCCUACUGCAGAGUUCAUACCUAUUAAUCAAAUCUAAGGCUAAUUUCUGUGAACGUAUGCAUUUUAUCUGUAGUGAUUACAGUACUCCUGGCAUAGCCAAACUUGAGCUAUCUAAUGAGCUCAGGGGUGGAACAGGUAGGUGAGUAUUCAUAGUGUCAUCUGAAACGUGGGAUUGAGAAUUCAUUCCUCUUUUCUUUUGAGGUGCCAUUUUUUCGAGGUGGGGCUGGAAACUGCCAUCAGCUGUUUUCAUAGCAUCAUAGAAUCACUCAGGUUGGAAAAGACCUUAAAGAUCAUUGAGUGCAACCACAACCUAACCAUGCUAUACCCUAACUGUAACAACCCAUCACUAAACCAUGUCCCUGAGCACCACAUCAAAACGAUUUUUAAACACAUCCAGGGAUGGUGACUCAACCACCUCCCUGGGGAGCCUAUUCCAGUGCUUAACAACCCUUUCUUUAAAGAAGUGUUUCCUGAUGUCCAACCUAAACUUACCCUGGUGCAACUUAAGGCCGUUUCCCCUCGUCCUGUCAGCAGUGAGAAGAGACCAGCCCCCCUCUCUCUCUCUAAGCUCCUUUCAGAUAUUGGAAGAGAGCAAUAAGAUGUCCCCUCAGCCUCCUUUUCCCCGGACUAAACAGCCCCAGUUCCUUCAGGCUCUCCUUGCAGACUUGUGUGACAGUAGCAGCUGCAUUUUGCAGCUGUUAAUGUGAAAAUAUACAGAUUUCUGUUGAAUGUGGGAAAUGCAUUUCUUUCCUAACUUAAGUUCUGAAUUUGGCAAAUGAAAGAGGUUAUGAAAAACCAUCCGGGUAGUGGAAACAUCACACCUGCUUAGAAUGGCAGUCGUGUAGAACAGAGUAUUUGAUUCUUCUGAAAACCUGUUCCGGAAAACUGUACAAAAACAGUGACUGACUUUGUCUCUACAGCGUGGUGACAUGCAGGGCCUGGACUUUGCUGUGCAAAAUGUCUGACAAAGGUUGCCUUUAUAUUGUAAAUGAUUAGUGUUCACCUAAGUCAAUAAAAUAAUUAUUGAUGCUUUAAUUUGUUUUUAUCUUUCUGGGGGUGGGGAGAGGAAAACAUGCCUAAAAUGGUAGCAUUGUGUCCGAAAGGGGUUUCUUCUGAAGGAGAAAACAGGAGAAAAGCAGUCAGAAGUUGCACUGCUGAUGCUCUGUAUUUGAGAACUUGUGGAUGUAGUUAUUGCUUUUAUUAACUCCCUUCUGAGAGGCGACCACUGCAAAAAAGACAAAGGCACUGCUGCUGUUGAUUGCUGCCUCCUCCUUGCUAGGAUGUCCUCUUGUGGGGUAUUUGUAUUCAAACACUCAUUUUCGGAUUCACCCUGUGAGCUUGCUGAAAUGGUCUUCUAGGAGGAAUCCCUGAUGAACAAGAGGUUUUAAUGUUGCAUUGUAUUAACCAGUAUUAUGAUGUUACGCUUGAGUUGCCUGAAGUGUGUGUCUCCUGUUAAAAAUUCAUUCCUCAGCGUGUCUUACCUUACUAAAAUGUAGUUCAGGAUUAACUGCUCAGUACUAAAGUGAGCAGUUUAGAAUCCCCAGAACUGUUCUGGGUUAGAUAGUGGCAGUUUCUUUAGUGAAAAUUAUCUCAAUAUUUCAAUUUAAUUUGGCUUUAGUGUACUUACUGACUUGGUUGUAAUUAAACACAAUAUUGUUCCUUCAUAGAACCUUUCAAAUUAAUAACAUGGGGAUGUAAGAAAAGGAUCUCCUCUGUGUGGUCAAACUGGAAAGCUGAUCUUUUGUCUGGUUUUGAUGUAGUCUUGCUGCUUUUUUUUUUUGUUUUGUUUUUAAUUUAACAUUUAUUUACACAUUUGUGUUUUUAAGAUCCUCUUAUUCUUUUUACACAGAGCAGCGUCAAAAACUUGUCAGUAAAACAUCUACAUGCCAUGGAUGUGGUAUGUCCUGGAAAUAACUUCUCCACUCUAUUUUAAAAGUGCGAGGGUACAUCAGAACGCAGAUGCUGCAUGCAAGUAUUGCAAUGUUCUCAAAGCAAAGGAUGCAAAAUGAGGAUCAGCUGCUAUCGCUGCAGUACAAUCUUGCAAGUUUCCAUGUGUGACUUACAGCUUAUUCUCCUAUACGUGCCUAAAUUUAGUUUCUUUUCUAAUUGGUAAACUAAUGGUGAAUUUGGUAGCAGCACUUAGAGUAACUGUCUAUUGAGGGCGUAUCUUCAGAAAAUGUGGUUGUUGAAAUAGGCAAGAGAGAGGCUGGGCUUUGAGGCAGUGUCAUCUGUGACUUUACCGGAUACAUUUGUGUGAAUGACUUACCUGAGUAUAGAUAAAUUCCAAGUACAGGCAGAUAUAAAUUGAGUUAGUUGUUGUUAAAGCUGGAAUUUGUACUUUAGUAAGUCAAUGAAUAAGCUAGGGGGUUAAAUCAGCAUUAAAUUAGUUUGUGGAUCUAUACUCAGGUUCAUGUUUGUCAACUUUUUUUCCAACUGGGCCAAUUUUUCAUUUGUCAUAGGGAGUUAGAACGCCCCCCAUGUAAUUAUAACUUCCCUAAAACAAAUGUUUAUUGAAGAAAAGAGUACUUAGAAAAUCAUCUGUGCAUCUCCAACCUGGUGGAUCUGGCAUUCUGAGUCUUAAUCACUGUUAUCAGUUGUGCCCAUAAACAUUAAUUUAAAACUCCUGUUUCUCAUUUCCUGUAGUUACCUGUCACCUAGCAUGUAUUUCUCCCACAGUUCUGACCAUGUGUGGUUCUUUGGAUUUUUAUUUCCUGUGGAAGAGUGGCAGAGGUUGAAUGACCUGAAGACCUGAUGUCUUGUAGCUGAAGCUGGGGAUAGGUCACAGACUGUAUGUUCCUGAAAGAUCUUACUUCAUUAUCUUCUCUUUAAUGGUUUGGGGAAUUUUCUUGGCAUAUUUAACUUGAAUCAAGCACUGUAGGAGUCAUGCUUGAAAAAUGGAAGGAAAAAAAAAAAAGCUGAUAAAUUGCUAAUUUAAAAUUCAUAGCUUUUGGAUUAGGAUCAGAAAACUGUCUUUUCCAUCCCAAGUUUGAGCUUCAGCUUUUGAGUCCUUGAAUUGUUUUAUCUCGUGUUUUGAAUUUGCUUCUUAAAGUGGGGCCAGCAGUUGGUAUUUUGAAGUCCUUUUCCAUCACAGUUCAGUGUUUGGUCCAGCAGCGAGCAUGUUGUUCUUUGAGGCAGGAGCUGGGCUGCCGAAUCCUCUCUGGCAGAGGAUGAGUUGAAUGCCUGCUCAAUUUGCUUUGGCAUCUAUGUGAAUUACUGUAUUUUCAUGUUUGUCACUUUCUUCCAUCUCCAUUUAUUAAAACAAAAACCCAAAAAACUCUCAGGUUUCAGGAUUGUAGGAUGGGUUUAACCCUGAGAAUUAUAAGGGAUAAUUCCUGUGGUGCGCAGUUAGACGUUUAAGCUAUGUAGGGAGCAGCAUGGAGUUCAGUACUUCUUCCUGCAUUAAUGUUCCUGGCCUAAUAUGUUCAACAGUAUUCAAUAUUUGUUAAAUUAAGCUAUAAGCGUUUAUUUUUAAUUGUUUUUUUUUUUCAUUUGGGGAGCUGAAAUGCAUUACCACUAUAGUGGUCAGACCGGAGGGGACAUUUUAAUCCAACCAUUUCUUACCUGUAAAGGAUUGAUUUAUUUAUUGAAGUACUUGUAUUGUGCUUGAGAAGGUACUUUGUUAUAUGGAGAAAUGGGGAAGUCUGUAUCUGUGAUAGAGAAGGAAAGAAUCUGAAUUGGACCGCAUAGGAAAUGGUGUUGUGGGCAAAAUGCUGUGCCCAUCAGCUGCUGUUGGAUGGUGGUACAGAAUUCUUGGCUUGGGGCUUCUUGGUGGUUGGUUUUGUUUCGUUUUAACUGAGUCUGCCUCAGAAUGUAGAAAAAGCUUCUUCAGCAUAAGCGAUAGAAACAGUUCUGGGCUACAUGUGGCAAGUUAGCCACUCAUAAUUUAUAGCCCUGUACACGAUGAAGUACAACUAGCAUGUCUUUGGAUUACUAUUUAAGUUUUUAAAGCAGAAACUUCUCAGAUUUAAUGCAAACUUAAAAUUGUUGGCUUAGAGUAUCUCUAAAUCUUGUGACUGGAAUAUGUAGGGGAAGAAUUAAGAUCUGUAACUCCUCUGUUAUCUCCUGGUCACUGAACAUCACUAAAAGGUUAUCACCAGGAAAGAGAUCGUCAGGGCUUCUGUGAAAGCUUUACCUUGUUUGUGUGAACUUCAGCUGUUUGGGUCUUAGUGUUACUGUGCCUGCAGAGGAAGCCACUGGGGGGGAAGAGGGGGAGGUUGGGGGAGGGCAGAAAGAGAGAGAGGAGCGGUGUAAGGCUGCCUGUGUGGAUGGUGGGAAGAUUCUUCAAAUACUUCAUGCUGAUAAUGCGUGUCAGUUCCGCUGGUGUUAGGCUAGAUUUCUUCAUCCAGCGUUUGGUUAGGUUAGCAUUCUUUGCAGUGCUAAAAGCUAUUGGAUUAAUUUACACUUCCACAAAGGAUCAGAGACUGGUGUAUUCUGGCAGACUGCUUCCCGAUCACCUGCAGCUGAAAGAUGUUCUCAGAAAACAAGAUGAAUAUCAUAUGGUUCACCUGGUAUGUACUUCCCGGACACCCCCAAGCUCUCCAAAACCAAGCACCAGUAGAGGUGGUCACGGAGCUUCAACCUCCAGCAGUAGCUCAAGUUUGGACCAUUCUGGAUCAACUGCUGCCUCACCCACAAACCAAGAAGCUUCAUCUACAUCGUCGAACACUAGUGCAGAUGGAGUGAGACAUCGUAAUGUUCCACAAGCACAAAGCGAUCCCAUACCGAGCCACCAGUUUCCUUAUUUAAUGCAAGGCAAUAUAGGCAACCAAUUUCCAGGCCAGGCUAUUCCUGCUGGGUUUCCUGUGUAUCCUGCAUUCAGUCCCUUACAGAUGAUAUGGUGGCAACAAAUGUAUGCACGUCAGUACUACAUGCAAUACCAAGCUGCUGUUUCAGCCCAAGUGACAUCCAGCACUGAACCAGUGAGAUCUGCAGUCGCUCAGGCUGUAAAUUCACAACGUGCUCCUGCAAAUGAGCCCGCAGCAGUGCCAAAUGUAGCCAUCCAGGAGAACAGGCCUGUGAACCCAAAUGUUCAGAUGAAUGCCCAGGGAGGCCCUGUGGUGAAUGAAGAGGACUUCAACCGGGAUUGGCUGGACUGGAUGUACACAUUCUCUAGAGCAGCUAUUCUUCUGAGCAUUGUAUAUUUCUAUUCUUCCUUCAGUCGGUUUGUCAUGGUAAUGGGAGCCAUGCUACUGGUUUACUUACACCAGGCUGGAUGGUUCCCCUUUAGGCAAGAGGGUGGCCAGCAACAAGCAGCCAAUAAUGUGGAAGGGCACCGUGAUGGGCAAAAUGCAAAUAAUCCUGAUCUUGAAGAGAUGGAACGACUUAUGGAUGACGGGAUUGAUGAAGACAGUGGAGAAGAUGCGGGUGAAGAUGCCAAUAUAGAGCAGCAGCCUGGAUUCAUGGCUUCUGCUUGGUCCUUUAUCACAACCUUCUUCACAUCGCUCAUCCCUGAAGGGCCUCCACAGGUUGGCAAUUAAAAUGAAAGAGGAACUGCAUCAGACAGUCUCAGUAGCCAUAGGUAGAAGUGGAGCAGAUUCUAGAGAGUGUUUUAAACGCAGUGCAAUUUCAUAAAAUUUAUAAUGUUAUCUUUUUGAUCAUGGUGUACAAAAAUGUGUAUUUUUUUUUCUUUUGGCUUUCUCAUGCAUUAUGUAUUUUAAGCACAAGUGGACUACUAAAUGCUUUCCUUAAGAUUCUUCUUUUUCUGAAGAAUGAAAUGUAAAGAUACUGGUCUUCCAUGUUUUAUUUUAAUUUCGGAUGUGUAUUACACUGAGGCAAAAAGCUUGUACUUAAUCUGCACCACUGCCUCUUUAAAGAGCUGUUAAAAAUCAUGAGUGUUGACAGACCUUCCUAAAUGCUGUCUGAAUAACUUCAGUGUAUCUUGAGUUAGUUCCAUGCAGGUAUGAUUUGAGAUUUGGAGUUUACAUCAUUCCCAAAAGAAUGCUGUAAACACGAGGUUUACUUGCUAAUGGCAUAUUGUCUUCAUGCUGCAAAAUACCGAGCCUCUUUUAGUAUCUUUAUAAAGCUGAAAGGUUUUUAUUGAGGCUGCAGUGAAGUUCAUUAAAUAUAGAGAUGGCUAACAGCUCUUCAGAGAGAAUCAGAAGUGAUGGGAUAAACCCUAAAUGUUUGAUACAUACAGUACUUUUUAAAAAAACAUAGCUGUACUGGGGGGAAAACAUGUAAAUUAGUUUUUUUAAUAAAAACUAUUAUGGCAACUCUUUUGGAUGUUUAUAUGCAUAUUUGAAUGCAGACAACGGUGCAUUGUUAAGGAAGAGGAUAUGAUUGAGAGUGGAAUAAAGUUAAUCACGGUGGCAUUACUGA
Molecule: messenger RNA, 6510 nt
Organism: Gallus gallus (chicken)
Lineage: Eukaryota; Metazoa; Chordata; Aves; Galliformes; Phasianidae
Gene: HERPUD2
Product: HERPUD family member 2
Exons: 8
Coding region: 4458-5669 (403 amino acids)
Biological process (GO): endoplasmic reticulum unfolded protein response
Molecular function (GO): protein binding
Source: RefSeq, a predicted model, not a curated record